CAGUGGAUACUGCUGCUGGUGCUCUUAGCAACGGUGCCUCAGCAACAGAGCCACGGCAACGGAGCACCACGGCAACAGAGUGCCGUGUCUCCCCUUAUGGAGCUUCCAUUGGGCGGGCCGGCGCUGAGGCACUACACCCGCAGCAGACCUAGACCACACCGACAAAACCAACACCUCCGCCCCAGCAGACCACAGGUACAGAGAGAUGGAGAAAAAGGGGUGCUGUGUAGAGGCAUAAUGGAAAGGAGGGGGAGAUAGGGUACAGUGGGGAGAGGCAGGGGGAAUGGAAGGAGGGAAGAUGCCUGGUGCCUGUUUGAUUCAAGGUACUUGGAUAGCAACAGCAACCAGCUGCUUGCGUAUUCAAAACCAAUAGUGUGUUUGGGGGGAUUGCAUUUGUGUAUAGGAUUGUGACUGUAUGUGGCUAAUUUCUAGGGCUAUAUAAUGCUUCCUCUGAAAGCUGGCGGGCUUUUUCUUGGUAGGUGUGUGUGAAUUUUCUCUACCUUAGCCAUCAUCACCUUAUCUAUUGUAUGCCUCCUGCCAUUGGCGCUGUAUCAGUCACGAUCAGAGUUAACACGUGAUGCUGGUUUUAUUGGAUGAACUAAACCAAACCUAAUCAAUCACAUGGGCAGCCUUAGUGCCACAGGACAUGACAUCAUAAGGUCUUACUUGUUUUCUGAGUCAGUCAUUGGUAAUUGUACAUACCAAUGGUAGUGUGAUAAUGUAGAUCUAGGGGAUACAUGUCUGAGGUGUUGUUGAUGUGUCUGUGUAUAUUCUGUGUGUCAGGGAAGUCUGAGCCCAUGAAGUAACAAUGUUAUGUAAUAAUUACUAUGUGCUAUAUGAAAGAAACUGCUCUCAGUAACCUCCUGAUAUCCAACAUAGCACUCUUUCCACCAAUUGGAAACUCUUUCGCUUUCUAUUUCUCUGGUAGUCUAACUGCACUCACACACAUACACCUAAUAAUCACAGAUACCGUAACACUUAUCAUCUCUUUCUCUGUGCGUGUGUGCAUGGGUUUGACACAGGAAUCGGUGGUUGACAAUGAAAAUGAAGUCCCUGAUCACAUGGGGCGAGUUGAUGAGGGAGUUGAGGAGUUCUUUACUAAGCGAGUCCUUCCUGUCGACGCUCUGUGAGUAUCUGACCAAACUCAUCCUAGACAAUCUCACUCUUCACUAUCUCAUCCCCAACACAUCUUAACCAGCUCACAGUAAACCUCUUUAAAUUUGAGUCAUUUAUGAGAUGCUCAUAUUCAUAAAAACCUACAAUAAGUACAUUCAAUAAAUAUAAUACGCAACAUUUUCCUGACUACGUUACCUGCGUGCAGGCCCUAGCUUGUCCAGGUCAGGCCACAUGGCCAGGAAAGACUCAGGGCCCUAUGAUUGACAAACACACACAUGCUGGUCCUGUGCUACUCUGACUCUUCCUCCAGGAAAACACAGAAUGAGGCUGAGGAACCUCCCAUUACUGAACAGGAAGUGGAAGUAGCACCUGCUAGCGCCGCCCCUUGCCCCGCCCCUUCCAGGACCCUAAGGAGGAAGCUGGGCGAGUUCUUCACCCUUAAAAAGCGGAGAGCUGUGAAGUCAGAGGGAAGCCAAGAGGGGAAGGCCAAGAAGACCUCCAUCGCUGACCUGAUCCGGCCUCUCAGGGAGGCCGCCAGAGCUGAAAAAGAUAAAGUGAAGGAGAAUGAAAAAGAGAAGGAGAAAGAGAGUGUGGAUGACAGCGUUGUGACAGGAGAUUCAGUGGAAGCAGAAACCCCUCCUUCUGAUGGUCCCACUCCACUGAGGGCUGAGGCUCCACCCCGUCGUGCGCUAAGAGAGGGGAAGUCACAGUCUCUCAUUCUGCUCUCUGGAUCCGCAACCCACACUGGGAACACCAAGAACACUGCACAAGGGAAGGUAGGUAUUCUAAUGUAUUCAAAACUGACCCUUGAAAAAAUGUGAUGAGUUAAAGCAAUUUGGUAAAAAAUUCUACAUAGCCUAUGAGAGGAUCGCUCUUAUUUUUUUGUUUUAUUUUGAUUAUUCUUUAGUUCGGAUUGGUUCUUAUCGGCACUGACUGCUUCUCCUUGGUCCUGGUUGGUUUCAGAAACACUCAUCUGACGGCCAUCAUGGCUUUGAGCAGCGCCUCCAACUCGUGCUACAACGUAUUGGUGUGUCCAAAGCUCAGCCAGGAGAAACACAGGUGUGUAUGUGCAUUUAUCUGAGUGUGUAUGUACGAGUCUAUAUGUAUGUGGUUGUGUGUCUAUAAGGAAAACAUAAACAUUUCUUAUUCCAUUCUACAGAGUCAGGAGGGAGAGAUGAAAAAAGCUGAAUCAGAGGGUAAGUCCCUUUACUCAUAUAACACUUGCUACAGUAUAUGUGCGAGUCUGUGUGUGGUGUUGGAUGUGUGUGUUCGUUCAUUUUCUGUCUUGGUUUCAGGUACUAUCAUCGAUAAUAAACCUGAGCCCCCACCCACAUUUAUGAAGCCCCGGACCAUGUCCACCUCAUCAGGUAACACACACACACACACAAACACACACAGACAAACACACACACACUAUUGCAUACCAUUUUGUGUAUCUUAUACUCAUCUUCUUUGUCUUUAGAUACGAGACGUCCGGUCCGACAGAGUGUGUCCGCACAUGAGUCAGCUGGGAAACCUGCUCUGCCUCCUAAGCCAAUAAUUAAGCGAGGCCCAACCCCACCUCCCACUAUCUCCGGUCAUCUCACCCCUGAGAAUGACCUAGCCCAAAUACAGGAAGGAGAAGCAUGUUCCCCCACAGACCCCACCCCUAGUAUCACUGAUACCCCUACCAGUUCUAAACCUAUCCCCACUGAAGCCACUAUUCCCAUCACUGUCCCAGAUCCCACUAACUCUUCUAUUAUCACUGACACCAUCAUUCCCUCCCCUGUCCCAGAUCCCACUAACUCUUCUAUUAUCACUGACACCAUCAUUCCCUCCCCUGUCCCAGAUCCCACUAACUAUUCUAUUCCCACUGACACCAUCAUUCCCUCCCCUGUCCCAGAUCCCACUAACUCUUCUAUUCCCACUGACACCAUCAUUCCCUCCCCUGUGCCAGAUCCCACUAACUCUUCUGUUCCUACUGACACCAUCAUCCCCUCCACCUCCCCUGUCCCUGAACCCACUAACUCUUCCAUCCCAGUUUCUAUUACCGCUACUUCCUCUAAUACAACCCCCAAUGACAUUAUCACCUCUACGACGUCUGCACCUACCCCUAUCAAUACUACAGCCCCCACCCCCAACACCACCACCUUUAUCCCCAGUACUAACCCUACCACAACCACUACCUCCAUCACAACUACAUCGGCCCCUAUGAAUAUUACAACUUCCAGACCCCCUUCUGACAUUAACACUGUUUUUAUCCCCACUAUUAACCCCACCCCAACUUCCCCUACCUCCACUGACUCCACCACCCCAACCACCUCUACGUCUGCCAUCCCUAAUCUAGCCACCAUCACCAUUACAAGCAUUACUGCCCCAACACCUGUUAACACUAAUACUGAUACCCCUACAUUAACAACCCCCACCACUAAUGCUUCUACCCCUACCCUUACUGAUACUGCUGCCUCAACUUCUACUGACUCGACAACUCCAACACUAAAUACUUCUAACUCCAUAAUUGCUUCUGCUGCCAACAACACUUAUACUCCCACCUCCACUAACUCUCUGUGUCCCACCCCAACUACCCUCACUACUAACUCAGUUACCCCACCUCUAUCAUCUGCUACUACUAUAACAACCUCUACCCUUAAUUCUAUGAAUGGUGCUUCCACCCCUACCCAUAUCCCCAUAAACUCUACUGACUCCAACGCUACCCAAACCGCAACUAACAAUACCAGCGCAACUAACUCUGUCAACUUCACUUCUACCUCAAGCCCCACUAACUCUACUAGUCCUAUCCCUACUUGCUCUACCAGCUCAACUUCCACUAACUGUGCUACUCACACUGCUACUAUCCCUACCAGUCCGAUCCCCAUUCUCUCUACUACUCACUCCCCCACUGCCACUUCUAUCCCCACUGCCACUCACUCAACUAAAUCCACCAAUAUUUCCUCCCCCACAUUCUCUUCUACUCACACCUCUACUAACACUACUAGUCCCAUCCCAACUAAUUCUACUAGCCUGGCCACUACCCCCACCCCCAUUAACUCUAUCCCCGUCACCACUAUCUCUACAAGCCCUUCUAAUAUCACCACUGCCACUAACUCUUCUGUCCCCAUCAGUACCCUCAACCCCACUACCUCUACUACCAGCACCCCCACUAACUCUUAUGUCCCCAUCAGUACCCUCAACCCCACUAACUCUACUACCAGCACCUCCACUAACUCUUAUGUCCCCAUCAGUACCCUCAACCCCACUAACUCUACUACCAGCACCCCCACUAACUCUUCAAAUCCCACCAACACCAAUAAACCUACUAACUCUACUACACACACCACUAUCCCAAUCCCCACUAAUUCUGCUACUCAUUGUCCCACUAACUAUUUUACUCAUAGCCCCACUAACUCUUCCAGUCCAACCCCCACUAACUCUACUAGCCCCACACCAACUAAUACUAUUCAACCAUCACCUGAGGAGAGAAUUAGCUCUAAUCCUGCAAUGGGACUGCUGUCCAUGACUAAGGGUACAAGUAAGUGUGUGUGUUCAAUAAUAAUAAUAAUAAUAAUAUUGCUUGAAAUGUGGAAGUAACCUGUUGAAAAUAACAUAUUUUUCCCCUCCCUUUCCUCUCCUACAGACGACCUGAAUGCUGAGAGGGUAGAGUGGAACAAGGAGAAAGAGAAGGAGCCAAGUAGCAAGGAAGAAGAUGGCAGGAGGGCCACAGAGAAAGAAAAAGAACAGAAAUCAUUGGCGCACUACAUAGGAGAAACCAUAAAAGAGGAGAGGGAAGAGGGUCUGCAGAAGGUGGAUGAGAUCAUGAGGCAGGGAGUAGAAGGGACCAAAUCAAAUGAGGGAAGAGAGCUGUGUAAAAAGGAUGGGGAUAAAAAGAGGGAAGGAGGGACCAAUGUGUCAGAUGAAAAAGAGUUCAAAACUAAGGAGGCGGUAGAGAGCAAGACAAACAAGGGACCAACUACUGUGAUAGAGGCAGGGGAGACCACAGUAAAAGAAACGGGGGGAGAGUCCAUGGGACUGAGUACAGGGACCACAUCACAGCAGCAAACCGCAGAGGGUGGAACAUCGGACCAAAGAACUGAGACCCCCUCUGUG
This is a messenger RNA of Coregonus sp. 'balchen', 5199 nucleotides long. Lineage: Eukaryota; Metazoa; Chordata; Actinopteri; Salmoniformes; Salmonidae. The record is from the annotation of a GenBank genome assembly.